AUGCCUACAAAGGUCGAAAAUAAACAAAGAGCCAGAAAAGAGCCUCGCGCUAUAUCAGUCUAAAUUGCGUUUGUGUUUGCGUCUAGUGUCCGGGCAGUCAUGGAGAACGUCUUUUCAUGUCGAGCAAGUGUUUAUCUAGAUCAAGGAGGCAGGAAAUACAUGGAGGAUUUUGUACAGAUUAAGCAGGAUGAUGAGCCGAGCGAGGACGAGCUGAACGCGGCUGCAGAGCGAGGCGAGGCGGAAGUGGAGAACGCCAGCGAGCGGCUUGAACACACACCCGCGGAAAGCGCGCAGAGCCUCGCGACCGAUCGAUCGCGGCUCUCUCCGGUGGCGGAGAGCGAUGAAGCUGAGUGCGGUUUGCUGAAGCACACUCGCCGCUCCCGGGCUGUGGCUUUCUACGCGGUUUUUGAUGGACACGGCGGCCCCGACGCGGCGCGCUACGCCCAGAACCAUCUCUGGGAUCUGAUCAAAAAACAAAGAGGCUUCUGGUCGACAGACGACGAAGAAGUGUGCGGAGCCAUACGGAAGGGAUUUAUCGCCUGCCACCAUGCCAUGUGGAAGAAACUGCCGGAAUGGCCAAGGACAGCAACUGGCCUGCCCAGCACAUCUGGAACAACUGCAAGCGUAGUUGUGAUUCGCCGUGACCGUGUGUAUGUUGCCCAUGUUGGAGACUCAGCUGUGGUUCUUGGGGUGCAGGACAGUCCCACUGAUGAGGUGCUGCGGGCAGAAGAAAUCACACAGGAUCACAAACCUGAGUUACCCAAAGAGAGGAAACGAAUCGAGGGACUUGGAGGGAGUGUGAUUAAAAAAUCUGGGGUGAAUCGAGUGGUGUGGAAAAGACCCAGGCUUACUCACAACGGACCAGUCAGAAGAAGCACGGUCAUUGAUCAGAUUCCUUUCCUCGCUGUCGCUCGAGCUUUAGGUGAUCUGUGGAGUUAUGAUUUCUACAGCGGAGAGUUUGUAGUUUCACCUGAGCCUGACACUGCCGUUAUCAAGCUGGAUCUAAAACGGCACCGCUACAUCAUCCUGGGCAGUGAUGGCCUGUGGAACAUGGUUUCACCACAGGAAGCAGUAUCCAUGUGUCAGGAGACUGAUAGGGCCAAGUCUAAGUUCCAAGACACAAGGGAAAAUGUUUGUAGUGCUCAGGAGUUGGUGAACCAGGCUCUUCAAAGAUGGAGCCAGCGCUUGCUUCGUGCUGACAACACCAGCGCUAUAGUUAUUUGCUUGGAGCCAGUAGGGACGUUUUUUGAACCUUUGCCCCCGUAUGAAAUUGUGUACAACCUGCAAGGAGCAAAGACAAGCUCUACUAUAGAGUCUUCAUCCAGCACUUCACAGAUCCAGGAGGAAGGUGUAUCUUCUCUUGGUUCUAAACUGGAAUCCUUGGGCCAGCAAAAUGCUGACAGUGGGACAAGCGGUUCUGGAUUAUCAAAGUCUGACUUUCUUCGCAAAGAUCUCAGUGAUAAAAGCUUGAACGGUGGCAAGAAUAGUGACAUAGUGCCGACUGGCAAACGGAUGCUGGAGGAUCUCUCCAUCCCUGCAGGAAAGAGGGCACGCCGCAGCCUUCCUCACAGCCAUGCUUCCUCAUGCACUACUCGUCGGAGGUAUAGUGAGCGUCCGUCUCUAAGACGUGGAAACAAAAAUCAAAAGCAGUCCAACAAAGUGCAAGGUCUGUUACAGGAGCACGGAAAUGCUACUGUAUGCGUCUGCUAACAUUCGAGCGUGUUGCUUCAACACUCUCAAACUUGUAUCGGAUGGUCACAAACUCGGAUCAUUUUUUUAAUAAGCUACUGAGGAACCAGGCUCUAAAGUUAGAAGGUAAAAAUGUAAGAAUGGAUUCAUAUUUUUACGCAUAAAGCAGGCAUGUCAAUGCAAUAUAGUGUACUGCUUUUUAUCUGGCAUAUUGUGGUAAACCUGUUGUGUUCCAAUUUUUUCUGGGUCAUGUAAAAUAAUAGAGGGUCGGUUAAAUGCCCCAAAUUCCUGUGUCGCUUGUCACCUUCUCUAUAGUGUUUGUUUAAACUUGUAUUGCUGCAGUCCAAUCACCUACAUGUUUUUUGGCCUUGUAUGUACUUGGGACUCAGACACUUUAUGUUGAAGAAUUCCUGCUGUCUUCCAUUCGUCACAGUGGAAGGAUCAUGUGAAAAAUUCAACAGAAGAAUGCAUAUCUUCCGGGAAGAUAUUUCUCCUCGUAGAUGACAUGUACAUAUUCCAAAGAACAAUUUUAAAGAGUGACAAUUUACUUUGAGCAUUUAAUAAUCUAUGUAUUUUUAUACAUUUUGUUUUACAGAACUACAAUGGCACACAGUUUCUACCCGCAUGGAAUCUUAAUCUCUCGUCACUAUGUAUCUUACCUCGUCAAACAAGCAAGAAAUAUAUAAACGUCGAUGUCGUUUUAAAAGUUUUAAAUACAUAUUAGCAUUAUUCAGCAUCUCAUUUCCAGAUUAAUGUUUGUUACAUUGAGUUUAUUAUUUUUAAUGUUCUUUUUUUCCCUGUCUGUGAGACUUUCAUGUGCAACUUAAGGUGCUGCUAUGUUUAACCAGGUAAAUAAAAAAAAAAAAACUUGAUAAACUAAAUUAAAAUGUGUUGACUUACCACUUGAAGCCUUGUGGUAUACCAGUAGAAAAAGCUUUCCGAAGAUGCCUGUUCUCAAAUUAUUUCACAAAAUAAACUGUACUCACCAUGCAGCUUAGGCUAAUUGAUGAUUCCAAAUUGCCAUUAUGUGUGCGUGUGUGUGGUGCAGAGGUGGGACAAAGUCAUUGUUUGGCAAGUCACAAGUAAGUCUCAAUUCAUUGCCCUCAAGUCCCGAGUCAAGACCCGAGUCAAGACAGGCAAGUCCCGAGUCAAGUCCCGAGUCAAGACAGGCAAGUCCCAAGUCAAGUCCAAAGUCCUACGGUUUGACUUUCGAGGCUUUUCAAGUCUUUUUAGCAGAAAAAUAAAAUGUAUACAGAUUAUGUAUGGUUGUAAGAUCUGUAUUUAUUAAACAAACCUUUUUUUUAUGAAAGAACAUUGCUCAGAUACAUAAAAAUACAAAUGUUAGUAAAUGCUAGUAGCAAUGUAAAAUGGUAGCACAUAUUCUCAAUGAAGUAGGCUACUUCAUACAAACAAUAACGUUGUUUUCUUCACAUAACAUUAAAGAACUUUGCUCUC
Messenger RNA from Clarias gariepinus (North African catfish), 3144 nucleotides. RefSeq names its product protein phosphatase, Mg2+/Mn2+ dependent, 1Da (gene ppm1da). Gene Ontology annotation, cellular component: nucleus; cytosol. Bases 100 to 1710 code for a protein of 536 amino acids. Lineage: Eukaryota; Metazoa; Chordata; Actinopteri; Siluriformes; Clariidae. The record is from RefSeq and is a predicted model, not a curated record. Gene Ontology annotation, biological process: protein dephosphorylation. The transcript is spliced from 6 exons. Gene Ontology annotation, molecular function: protein serine/threonine phosphatase activity; cation binding; mitogen-activated protein kinase binding.